Molecule: messenger RNA, 1692 nt
Organism: Fomitopsis serialis
Lineage: Eukaryota; Fungi; Basidiomycota; Agaricomycetes; Polyporales; Fomitopsidaceae
Exons: 7
Coding region: 1-1692 (563 amino acids)
Source: RefSeq, a predicted model, not a curated record
AUGCGCCGUUCUCCGGAGGGUGCUCAGGCAGCCAAGUAUCGUGCAGAAGCGACUCGGGAUGCUCUGCGGAUGUUGGACAUGCAUGGUGAUAGGCUACCUCUUCUAUCUGACUUGGUUCAUGGCUUUGACUAUCUUGCGCGUGUCGAUGCUGGUGAUAUCAAAGACAACGAUACUGUCUUGAUCCUCUCGCUCGAUGGUGCACAGCUCUAUGCCAACAAGGUCAUGGAUUUCUGGAUGUAUAUACAUCUGGGAGGCUUCAUCCCGAAGAAACCUCAAAACAUAGACUCGUUCGUGUUCCCUGGAAUUCGCCAUGUGGCUGCACUCAUGCGCAAAGGGCUCCGGCUCUGGGAUGCUGAGCGAGCCGCACAAUUCCUGUCCGACCUUUUCCUCUUGUUCGCCAUGGCUGAUAUACCUGGAAUGGCCUACCUCAACAUCAGCCUUCGUGCACCUCUCAAUAUGGUGGAGGCAUCGCACCACUAUGCAGCGAACCUAACACGCCUAAUGGGCGCGAAAACCCAACGCGAGUACGCCAAGCUCCGCCUGGAGACUGGAAUUGCGAAGCCAAGUAUUCUUAUGGGUCUUCCAGCUCGACAAACACUAGGGAUCCCAAACAUGUUCCCUGCCGAUAUCAUGCACCACGGGAGCUUGAACAUACCUGAUCUCCAGCUGAGUCUGUUCCGCAGGACAAUCCAGUGCGACAAGAACAACAACAAGGCUUCUUGGGACUGGGCAACUUUGAUCACGUGGAAGAAGCAUGGCACAGCUGUUGCGGUGAUGACCCCAUACCUCCCUGGCUCCUUUGGCCAAGCACCACACAAUCCAGCAGAGAAGAUCUCAAGUGGUUACAAGGCCUACAGUACCUCUGGACUACUGGCACACUUCACGAAGAUGGUCUCUGGCUACCGGAUGAUUGCUGGUCAUGAGAUAGCUUCGGAAAACUUGGUCUUGGCACACGGGCAGCUCGUGACACGGGCAGAGGAGUUUGAGAAGAAGUACUAUCAACGAAAGCCGGAGCGCUUGCACUUUGUCCGUCAGAGUGUCCAUGGCUUCACCCACUAUCCCUCCGAGACAGAGCGCUGCGGACCAUAUGCGAACUUCUCUCAGUGGACCUUGGAGCGGACGAUCGGCAAUCUUGGCGGAGAGGUGCGGCAGCACUCAAACCCCUUUGCGAAUCUCGCUGAGCAGGGCUACGCCGAUGCCGAGUCAAUGCAUUGCGAGCAAUGUGACGGCUACUCGCUGCGUCGUGCGAAGGACAAGACUGACAACAGCGUCACGGAGGAAGAGGCAGUCGCGAUCAUCGCAUUUCUGGAUGAGCACAAUAUCCCCAUGGACAAUUGGGAAGAGGGUCCAUCCAUAGUUCAAUGGGCUCGACUGGUCUCCCAAAUGGGCAGGUUGCUCGUUCUCUGUGGAAGGAGCACAAGUGACCUCUGGACCGCCUGCGCAUUGCUCGUAACGUCAAGAGGCCAAACAUAUCACCUCCGUGGUGGCGAUGAUCCCGCACCGCAGCGCAUUGGACCAUACAGCAAGGACUUGGAGGGUCGGUAUUUCCUCGUGGAGAAGCUGGGUCUUGAGAGGUACCACAAUCCACUUGUGAAUAUGCCAGACGAUGAAGAUGAGGACGGAGACCAGACCACUGCCGUGAUCAUCAUCAUUCACCUCGCUCGCCAGCGACCUGCGCAACACCGCCUCUAA